Molecule: messenger RNA, 11671 nt
Organism: Pseudopipra pipra
Lineage: Eukaryota; Metazoa; Chordata; Aves; Passeriformes; Pipridae
Gene: FRMD7
Product: FERM domain containing 7
Exons: 13
Coding region: 4142-6223 (693 amino acids)
Biological process (GO): regulation of neuron projection development
Cellular component (GO): cytoskeleton
Molecular function (GO): cytoskeletal protein binding; guanyl-nucleotide exchange factor activity
Source: RefSeq, a predicted model, not a curated record
UCCCCAGCCCCGUCCUGUUUGUCUGGUGAUCCUCACCGCCUCAACACUGAUGCAAAUAAUCUGUAUAGCUGGUGUAUUAUUGUGUCAUCACCUGCACUGGAACCACCUGGUCUGACACAGUCAGAUGAUGCAAUUCUUCUUUAAACCUGCCUUAAUUUCCAGUCUAAGGCCAGGGGUGUUCACCUUUCCUCCUCUCUGUUCACUCACAGCUCUCCCCUCCUUGUCAGUCUCACUUGCAGACAAGUUGUUAAAACUGAUGGACACCAGGGUGUCCGUGGGGCUGCUUUUAGGGAAUUGUAUUUGUGAUGUUGCAUUGCCCCAAGCUCGAGUAGAGCCCUCAGUGGGAACGGUAGAGAGGUAGGACUGGGGCAAACUGGGAAGGAAAACGCUGCUGUAUAAUGUCUCAAGAUGCUGGUCAGAGAAUUCUUAUCCUGCAGUUGGAGGCUAAUGGGCAAAACCCACUUAAAGACAAAAGAAAAAAUGCAAUCAUUUCCAUUUUCCCAGCAAUUACUUAUGAGUAAUGAGUUUCAGCACAGUGAUGUCAGAUUAUUUAGCCGAUGGUUGGCAAGCAAAAUUUGAUAGAAAUGCAAAUGUAUCAUUGUUUAUUAUGUUCAGUAAAUAGAAUGGUUCUGGGGCAGAAGUUUUAGAAGGGCAAGUGAGCUCUAACUGUUGAGAUAUAUUAAAGAUAUAAUGUGACUUGUGAAGUACAUGAGAAAUUACAGUCAUUGUUAAAGGUUUAAAGGGAGGACUGUGUGCCUGGACUGUCCCUAACACGGGUGUGGGUCAUCCCUGGCUCUUCAGCCCGCUCUGGUAUUUCUCCUGUCUCACGGUUUAAGGGUCUUUCCUAGGACCCAACUCAGACCUUUCCUGCAAUUUCCAGCAAUUUCUCUGUUUUCCCCAGAGUUUGGGAACACAGCUGAUCCAUUCUCCUGGAGUGGCCCUGCGUCAAUCAGAUGAUUGUUUUUCCCUCUUUCUUCUCUUUUUAAGCCAAACAAACUCGGUUCUUUCAGGCUUUGUUUUUUGAAAAUACCUUUUUGGGGGUGUAUUUUAUAAAAAAUUUAAAGCAACCAGUGUGUAGGCCAGGACCCGAGCUGAGAGCCAGGACCCCAUUCCUUCUGGUGUGGCAGCAGGAAUGUGGCAGGUACCCUAUCCUGGAUAGAAAUUUCCGCUUGCAGUAUUGGUGCCAUGCCUUGGAUUCAUUAACCAGCUGGUGACAUUCUGUUGUGUACCUAGGGCUGCUCAGAAGGACUUUGGCUGUGCCUGAGCCUGCUCCCAGCAACACAGGAAAAGAGCUGUUUUGGUCCCUGGCCCUGCAGCUGGGAGAGUCAUGGCUGGGUGAGAAGGGAAUGUGGACAUUCUCCUGGCAGCUUUGGCUGAGGAAGAGGAGGAGCAAUGUGGUUAUAGGAAAAGUCACAACAGACCAAAGUCCACUGAGACUGCUUCUGCUCCAGCACCAACAGGGGAGCAAAGGACCAAACCCUGAACACCUCUGUAUUCUCCUUGGAAAAGGGACAACAGGUUUUGGGAGGAAGGAGACUUCUUGCUCUGUUCAUCCAGCAAGCUCCAGGGUACUUGAGAAGCUAAAGAAGGCACUGAGUCAAUGCAACACCAUCCAGCCCAAUACGGGGUAAGAUACACUCGGUGGACUGAAGUCCUCCCUGAAUGCAGGAUGGUGGUAGGAGGGUCCAGAGUACUUAAAAUCAAAGGCUGAGCUGGCUGAGCAAGCAGCCCUGGGGCAGAACUCUCUCCAACAUGGUGCUGCUCAGACCCCACCACAUUCCAGUGCUGCUGCCCAGGGUCCCCUCCCUGUCUGCUGCUACAGCUGCACUCCCACCUCACCCUUUCUUCCCUUUCCCACACCAUUUGCCCAUUAUUCCCCACCCCUGCAGAUAAGGGGGACAUACUUACCAGGCUGGAGGCCCUGACUCAGCCAGGAUUGCUCCUCCUGGGGUGCUGGUGCUCUCCAUGUGUGCUGCUCUGGCUGCCCCAAAGUCACCUCCAGAAGAAGGAGGUGAGUGGGGGUGAAAUAGGUUUCUCAUCUGCUCAUGCAGGGGAUCUCCUCUGCUUACAGCAACAUUCUCCAUGUCCCCAGAAAGCCUUGCUUGUCCCAUGUCUCUUCUGGCUGUCCUUUACUCUUCUACCCCCCAAAAAGUCCUCGUUUACCUCUGUUGGCUCCAUGCUGUCUGUGUGGAUGACUCUAUAGGGUGGCUGGAGGCCCUGGCUGACCCAACAGCCUCCUUCCUUCGUGCCAGGGUAGUGAAAUAAACCCACAACUCGACUGGCCAGUGCCCAGCUUCUAAUAGCAUCCAUAGAGCCCAGGUUCCAUGCCCCUGGCAUGCCAGGAAAGCCCGUAGCAGGGAGGGUUGGCUUCUUCUGGGGUUUGGGGGCUCUCCAUCACACCCAACUACAUCCUUCCUGCCAGAGCAGUGCCCCUGCUGUGUUCCCAGUGCGGCUGUGGCAGAGCUGUGCCCGUGAUGUGAGAGCUGCUCACGGGAGAGCUGCUCCUCUCCUCGGUGCCCGUCAAUUUUUUGACAGCAGAAACAUUUCAAACUGCAGAGGGAAAGUGCACUCAGCCCCCCCAGAUGGUUUGUACGUGACACUGCCCUCCUCCUGUGACACAAAGAGCUGACCCCGGGGCCACGGGCAGCGCUGGAAAUUUGGUCCGUGACGCGGCGCCGGGACACAGGGCAGAGCCAUCCCCUCCCAGCACUGGAGGAUGACGGGCUCGGCUGCUUUGUGGGGCAGCUUCGCAUGGAAAAGCAUAUUGGCUUUAACUUUCAGGCUUCUUUUUGUCCUGGUUAGUAGAAGACUAAUGAAUUUUUCUGUAGCUAAAAACCUCUGUGUUCUUCCUCUCUGCACCCCAGAUGACAAGCUACAUGUAUGCCCUGACAGCCUCUGUCCUAACAUCCCCAGGAAUAUUUGGGAAGUGUAAGAGAGGCCACGGCAAAUGGCCUGGAGUGACUUAAAGUGGAUGUUUCGGUGGAAACUGGGGAAGGAGCAACAAGCAAAAUCUCUGCAGCACUAAAUGUGGCUUUUUCGGUUGCUGAGAUGUGUUUCUAUCUCUCCAGGUCCCACAGGGUAACAUGGCUGUGACUUUUUCCAGCAGCAGCACCAAUAGUAAUCCCCUAUGACAGCCCAGGGCCUGCCUUUGGCACUGCUCAGUGCAUUUAUUUCUGCAAGUGGGGACUCCUGCUCAAAUGCUGCCCUCACCUGAGUGCUCAGUGAGGGCCAGAGAGGUCAGACAGGACAUUGCAGCCCCCACAGCAGCUGGGGCAGAGAAGCAGCACAAGUGCAAGCUCCAGGCACCCACCACGCCGUGGGGAGGCUGCCCCUGGCAGCCUGGGCUGAGCCCAGGGGUCCGAGGGUGGGCAGCCAGCUCUGGCACUCGGAGGAUGAGCUACUUGGUGGGCACAUGGGCUUUUCAGGUGUGGAACAGGAACCACACUGUCUCAGAGGCUUGUGAGACUUCACUAAGCUGCUAAACCAUGGUGAAAACUGGAAAUUAGGAGCAGAUUUUCUUCUACCUCCCCAGGAAGGACUCAAAACUGGUUUCAAGUUCAGUUGGAAGCAUUUCCCAGUCUCUGGUGAAGUAUGUCAGCCCAUUCACACAUUGCUGGUGGACAGGACCUGAUCUGCCCACCUCAUGGAGCCAGCACAGCUGCCAGCCAGCUGUUCUCCCAGUGUACCUUAACCGGGGCAGAGAAAAGGUGAUACUACUUCUUGGUGACUUUGGCAACAGACACUCAGUCUUCUUCCAUGAUCCUGGGGCACAAAUCGUGGGCUCGCUUUGGCCUUACAUUGCUCACCACCAGCUGUAGAAGCUCAGUGUUUAUCUCAGCCCCAUUACUGCCAAUCUUCCUCCUAUUACUACACCCACAAUUCACAGCCAGAAAACAUCCUUUAUUGCAGUGGUGAUAUUUAAACCGGGGGAGGUAUCAGUAUGUUUGGGUUUUUUUAAACUGUUUUUAGGCAGUGUCUGUUCCUUUGCUCCAGCCUCUGCUCCACAUCUGUGACUGCAGCCUUCUCCAUCCAGCUGAGAGGGAAAUUAUGUGUGCAAGAGGAGUCAGGGCUCCCUUGCCGGCACACUGCUCACAUCACUAGGACUGCCACCCCUGCUGCACGCUCAGCCACAUGCUCGAGGAUGCUGCACCUGAAAGUCCAGUUUCUGGAUGACUCCCAGAAGAUCUUUGUAGUUGAUCAAAAAUCCUGCGGAAAAGGGUUGUUCAACCUCACCUGCAGCCACCUCAACCUUGUGGAGAAGGAAUAUUUUGGGCUGGAGUUUCGCAGCCAGGCUGGGAACCAGGUCUGGUUGGAACCACUAAAACCCAUAACAAAGCAAGUCAAAAAUCCUAAGGAGGUUCUUUUCAAAUUUAUGGUGAAAUUUUUCCCAGUGGACCCCGGCCACCUGAGAGAAGAGCUGACCAGGUACCUCUUCACCCUCCAGAUCAAGAAGGACCUGGCACAGGGGCGGCUGCCCUGCAGUGACAAGAGCGCGGCGCUGCUCGUCUCCCACCUGCUGCAGUCCGAGCUGGGCGACUUCCACGAGGAGACAGACCAGCAACACCUGGCGACCCACAGGUACCUGCCCAACCAGGAGUACCUGGACAACAAGAUUAUGCACUACCACCGGAGACACAGAGGGAAGACUCCGGCCGAGUCAGAUGUUCAGCUGCUGGACGUGGCCAGGAAGCUGGAGAUGUACGGGAUUCGCCCACACCCUGCCAGCGACGGCGAGGGGACACAGAUCAACCUGGCUGUGACACACAUGGGGGUGCUGGUCCUGCGGGGCAAUACAAAAAUCAACACCUUCAACUGGUCCAAAAUCCGCAAACUGAGUUUCAAAAGGAAACAUUUUCUCAUCAAGCUCCAUGCAAAUAUCUCUGAGCUGUGCAAGGACACACUGGAGUUCACUAUGGCGAGCCGGGACACCUGCAAGGCUUUCUGGAAGACAUGUGUGGAGUACCACGCCUUCUUCAGACUCUCUGAGGAGCCCAAGUCAAAGCCCAAAGCCCUUCUGUGCAGCAAGGGCUCCAGCUUCCGCUACAGUGGGAGGACGCAGCGGCAGCUGCUGGAGCACGGGAGGAAGGCAAAGAUGAAAAGCCUCCCCUUCGAGAGGAAGCACUACACAUCCCGCUACGACGAGAGACAGUGCCGCUCCUCCCCGGACCUCCUGACGGAUGUCUCCAAGCAGGUGGAGGAGCUGCGCCUGGCCUACGGCAGCCGGGGCUCGUACCACGCCAAUGGAGUGCACGCCUCCGAGCCCACCCUGGACAGCCGGCGCCGGAGCUCCACGGUGGAGGUGACAUUCGCCGGUGAGCUGGAACACUCUAAGCCUGAAGCAUCCUCUACCUUCCUCCCCCACUCCAGAAGCUCGUCUGCCUUCCCCCUGCUCUAUGCUGAGCUGGAGAUGGAGCGGGCAUGGGAGCCCAUGGACCUCUUUGGUGCCAGGAACCCUUUGACAUCCUUCCGGCCCCACCACCAGUUCUCUGGGAACAAUAAAAGCACCUCGGUGGGCAACAUGCGGGAGGUGAGUGCCCGGCCACUUGUGUACAUGGACGUGCCAUGUCCCCUGCCCGUGGCUGCCCCGGCCCCGCAGCUCCUCUUCUACAUGGACAGGGCCCCACAGCCCCCGUGCCAGACACUGGCACCUGGUGAGGAUGCAGCAGGACUAGUUGGUCCAUGUGGCCCCGUGGCAGCAAAACCCCCCAGGCAGAGCCCGGGUGGGACCCAGGCUGGGGAGUUUGACCAUGAGGCUGUGGGCACAGCAGUGGGCAGAGGCGUGGUGGGGGAGAACAGGUCACUGGCUCGCUCCUUUGAUUAUGGCCUUCAGGAGCAGCCUCCCAAGCGGUCUUGGAGCCAGUCGGACAUGAAAACCAUGCGUUUCCCCUAUGGCUCUGAGUUCAGGCCCCUGGGGCCGUGCCCUGCACUGAGCAGCCGGAAAGCAGGCGUGUUUUGGCACGUACCAGCCCAGCAAGGGCUGGCACUGGGGCCACGGCGCUCCACCGAGCGCUACCUGGGCAGCAGCACCGAGUCCAGCGACUCCGACUCGGACCUCCUGGCCGCCGACUACUGCUCCCUGUACGACCGCGUGCUGCGCUCACCCAUGGCCCGGGUGCGCCUGUCCUCUGGCAGCCUCCAGCUGGAUGAGGAGGAUGAGGAGGUGUCCUUCGCCACCAGCGCUGCUGAAAAGACUUCCAGGGGGCCCUCCAAGUAUUUCACCUAGGUGCCUGACACCGGCCAGAGGGAGCAAAAGGUGACUGCCGCUGACCCAGGACCAUGGAACGGUGACACUCUUGUUUGCUUACAGCUAAUGAAACAUUGAUGGGCUUCUGUUGUGUGCGUGCUCCAGGGUGUGUUAAUGGACAGCAGGGGAGUGUUCAGAAGUAUUCAACCCCUGCUGGUGUGUCUCUGCCACCAUCCAUGGAGGGGUCUUGCUUCAGUGAGGGGCCAGGGCUUUCCCAAAGCUCUGUUAAGACCUUGUGUCCUGUCCAAGUUGAUGGGUAAGGACACAGCCCAUUAUGCUUUGGAGCUCAGCUGCUGGAGUCUUCACUGAGGGGGGAGGGAGAAAAAGAAAAGAGACUUCUCAUGGAACAGUUUAAGCCACUGUUUUUCCCAGCUGCAGGGAAGUACACUGGUGGGAAGGGUGUUUGAGGCCCCUUUGGAGACAAGCAGGAUGUUCAUGGAGGUCUGCUCCAGGAGAUGACUCCAUGUGGACACAGCCAAUGCACAGAGCCCAUCUCCUUCACCUGCCUCACCUCCCUUCAACGCUGCAGGGCCCUUGAGGACAAGGGGGGUAUGGGUGCUCCUGGAGCCAUGGAGGAAGCAAACUGCUUUGUCUUCUCCCUUGCCAGUUUAGGGCAUUAUCCUUGAGAACCCUGGUAUAGCAGGGCCCUGCUUAAAUCUCGGGUAGAGAAGCACGUAACGGGGUCUUCUGUUUCCCCAAAUCAGGCCUCAGUUAAGCAGCGCAGGGAAAAAGACCUCAGGAGGUGGUAGGAAAGGAACAGGCAGCUUCUUGGAAGCAUUUUUAUUACAAAAACUAUUACUCUAAACCUACAUGAAAUAGAAAUCUUGAGACUGAUGACACCUCUGUAAGAUUUUAGGGGAGCUCUUGAUAAUUUGCUUUAAAAACAACCUUGUAAGUCUUUGUAGGACAUGACUGUAAGCAGAGGGACAGCCCAGAAAAUCCACAGUGGAGAAACCACUGUGACCUGCUAGAAUGGAUUUCAGAAACAAGGAAGCUGGAACAAAAAAAGUAAGUUAAAACAUAAAAAGAACUGGUCUUACGGGUACUGCUCACCCUGGGCACUGCUGUCUUUUGUUUUAGAAGGUGGAAAAUAAAAAUAAGUUGUUCACAAUGGAGUUUUGGGUUCCUCCUUCUGCCCUGUGCCAUCUGCACCCCCAGGUCACCUUGCCCUGCUCCUUGGCAGCCCUCAGUGCUCCAAGGAGCUGUUUUCCCUCUCCUGCACUGUUUGCUGGCUCGCUCUGUGCAACUGGAGAGACUUGCUGAGGUCCCUGAAUGCUGCUGAAAACUGCCACAUUCUUGGCUGGUUGCCCAAAGGAAUGCAUUAGACCAACAAGCGAGCACACUGUAAGGUUUGCUUCUGUUCCUGGUUACCCUGUGCUGAAGCUGUGAACUACAGGGAUCCCUCACGCUGCUCUGGCACAUAUGCUGUUGGGAAAAAAAAAGGGAUAAUUCUUCUGGUUAGGAUUGUUUCUUCCCUUUCCCAAAGCUCUGCACCUUGGAAAGAGCAAAAACCACCACUCACUCCAGAGAAUAAAAAUCUACAUGUGCAUGAUGUUUUAGAAGGUUAAGAGCACCAGUGUUUCAAACAGGCUGCACACACAGCCCAGGGAGAAUGUCCCUCCCAGGGAUAUACCCACAAUCACUGCUGGCUCCUGAAAACAUUUGGACACAGGUGAGGGCUGGCCCAGGUCAGCUUUACCUUGAGCAUGUCCCAGAGCAGACACACAGUCCCAUCAAGAGGGAUCAAUGCACAGCUAUCCUGCUCAAACCUUCAGGAGCUGCCAGCUUUGGUGUUCAGGGCUAUGCUGGGAAAACAGCAUUGAGAAGGAGAAACAAGGACUUGGGAACUAUUUUUGGAUUUUUCCAUUGACUAGAGAGCACUGGUGCACAGCGUGGCACUGUGCCUCAGCACAUCCUACAGGACAGUCAACAAUAGCAGAGGAACAAAGCAGCUCGUCAGCAAGUGACAGAAAUUAACAUCUCCAAGCUACAUCCAUUGCGUAAACCAGCUUUCUUGGGAUUGCUAAAAUUAAGGAACAAUCCCAGCAAGCAGUGGCUCACAUGUCGAGGAACAAUUGAAACAAGCAUUGAGUAAGUCCUUCUCCCUAGUCCCUGCUCAGCCCUGUUCACCCCAAAGAGACAAGCACAUCUGUGUAAGUGAUUGUGUUUCUUCUAAGGAAGAAAACAAGGAUAUAGAGAGGACAUGGAAGUGGUGAAAGACAGACAGCAGUACCUGGAAAACUUAAACUGUUACAGCCCCUACACAAGGAAGUAUCAUAGAAGGGGAGGAGGCACAGCAGCAUUACAGUGUGAAAACAUUAACCUACUCAGUGCAUUCAGACUGAGGUAACUGGUUUAUAUAAAAUAGAUAAAGCUGAUCUUGAAAUUCAGAUGCACAAUGUUCAGUGACUUUUUAGGCAGAGGUGUUAGGAAAUAAAAAGAAGCAAAAUGUACACAAUAUUCAAAGAACUUCACUUUGGAGAAGCACUGACAGGUUUCAGCAGAGUUACCUCAUCUCUGUAGUAAGUGUUACUUCAUUUAUUGGAAAGACGUGAAAUAAGACAAACCAGCAUAUAUACCAUUAAAACUCAGCAAAAGAGAAAAAUAAUUUUAUUCCAGUGUUAAGUCAUAAAACAGUGUGAUAAGAAUCAGACUUUCAACAAUUGCUAAACUUUGUGCAAACACAUCGAAAUCUAUGUAUCUCCUAUUCAGCUACUGACAUUAGAUUGAAGGCAGGAGCAGGUGUGACAACACUACACUUAAUUACUGUACAGAAGCGAAUAGAGGGGUCAGAGACCAAGGGCUUUAAGAGAGGUCACACUGAUACAGGACUCACCAGCCAAGAACAAAUACAUUUCUCUAUUCUGCAAUUCAGACUGCUUCAGCAGCAAUUCUUCUCAGCCUACAGUGGGAAGCCUCGCAAACCAAAUGAGCACGAAGAUGGUUCCUGCAUGAAUAUUUUGAUAUAUCUUUCCACUAGCUAUCUGUCAGCAACAGAACACUGCUGCUUAAGUUACACAGUUCAUCAAUAACUAACACAUGUGGGAAAAAGACAGCUUCUCUGGAACCAGCAAUACAGACAUCCAUUCUUAGGAGUUAAUUAUAGUCUUAAGAUGCACAGACUUUAGGAGCAGAAAUGCCAUAUGCAGCACAAUAAAAAACCUUCUUGAAUGGCCUGUGCUCUGAGAGAACAAGGCUGUAUUAUACACGUGGCUGGGUUUUUCCCCACGCUGUCCCAUGAGGUAGGUAUACAUCCCACCCAUUUCUUAGGAAAAGAAGAGGCAUCACAGUUCAGCAACUUGUUACAGUCAUAUUAUACAUAGGUCAGGUUCCAAUUUCCCAUGUCAUUUGCUAACCCCACUUACCCAAAACUGUUCAUAGAGUUGCAUAGAUUAAAGAUCCUGUGUCAACAGGGUCAAGCUACCAGUUAAAAAAUUCGUCAAGAAUUCCCAUCACCUCUCCCCUCGGACUCCCACAUAAAAAAAACACCUUAAGGGAAGUGACAUGGAAGUAAAAAUGUUUUUAAUUGUGAAAAAUUUGUAUGGAGCUCCUUAAAAUGGGAUUUGGGUUGAGGCUGCCGAAGUGAAAGCCGAGGGAUCUGUGGCCCAGGCCUUUGUGUCCCUUCACUCCCCACGCCGAGGUCAAACGCAGUCACAGAGUUCUGACACCGCUCCCCUGUCGUCACUGCCACACAUCCGUCUGAGUCACAGAUCCUGGAGUCUCCUCCCUAGGAAUGGAAUCCCACUGACCCCUGGGUUCAUUCCUGUGGUGCAGCAGCUGGCAGGUAUCCUCUGGACAAGAACAGCGUGGGGGGAAGCCACACACAGCACCCCCACACCACCACGCAGGGAUCACCUUUCCUGAGCUAGAACCCAGGUCUGUGAGAGCCACGUCCACACCUCUGCACAGCUGCUCAAAUCCAGAAUAAAACGCACAACACAACGAGCUCAUCAAAGUUUACAGAACUUAAAUAUUUAUUUUUAAACCAUUUAAAACCCCCCAAAACAUUGAAAUAAGCUUCAUCUAUAAACAGAUUUACAAGACUAACAACUACAGAAGCUAGAGAAGCACUACAAUUUGUUUCUGUGAUGCAGUUAUUUUGUAAAGCUUCAGAUCAACUGUAUUUACAACUUUUGCUGCUUUUACAUUUAUAAAAAUAUUUAUUUAAUCCAUAACAUUAUUGUUUUCAAAAACUAUUUCCAGACUUUUUUCUCAGAUAUAAAUUCUAAUUGAAUUUCAGUUAUAUAGCAGAUGAAAGUUUUAAACAGAAACAUUUCUUUUAAAAUUAAAACAAGGAGUUAAAAGUAAUUUUUUUACAGUGUAGGCACCAUUGAAAAUAAUUGUCCUUGGCAUAUCUAACCACCAUCUCUCACGAGUGUCCUUUAUAUAAAAAUGAUGUAAUGGCAACAUUUGACUGAAAAUGCAGUAUUUACUUGCACACCAUUACUUUUUCAAUAUUUGGCAGAUAUAUUUCAGAUUCUUUAAAAUUACUUUUGUGCAAAAACAAAAUGUGCAGGUCUGAACCAUAAAAUAAACACACCCAGCCUUUAUCAAAAAUAAAUUUACACCAACAGUUCCACAGCUAAGUACUGAAAAACAAUCCCAGUUCAAAACUUCAGCAUAAUAUACAUACUGGGUUGAAAAAGGGAAAAAAAAAAAACAACAAAAAAAACCAACAGAAGAGAUUACCCAUCUAGCAGUACCAUAAAUAUAUAACUGAAAGCAACUUUAUAGUCUUACCUACUUUUUAUGAAAAAAAAAUCACUCCGUACUGCACAGUACUACCUUUUUGUGAAAGAAUAUCUAUAACUCAGUUAUUUGCAUAUUAACUGGUAAAUACAUAUUUAAAAUACACUUUCAGAAAAUUAUAAACAAAUUAUGUUGAUGUACUGUAUUUAAUGUAUUUAAGAACAAAAAAAAAUGUGUAUAAAUAUCUUACAGGAGAAACAACACCACCACACAGAACGCUGGUGUUACACCGAUACCUGCGUGUGAGGUAUGUAACAUGCGACGCUCGGCUUCUCUGGCUCCCUUCCACCCAGGCAUGUGUACUCAGAGGAAAAAAAUUAAAUUAAGUUAAACUGGACUUCAGGUUUUGUCCAUUAUUGCCAAAAGCCCCACCCCCUCAACUGUAUUGCUCUAAAUUUUCCUACCAUGAUGAUAUAAGACUGAAUUACUACUUCAAAACCUGUUCUAAAAGGUAAUACACAUACUGUACAUCAGGAUAGACCUGUUGCUACAUAUCACCUGCAAACUAUUGACAUAUUGCUCUCAAAUAUAUUUAAUCAUAGAGCUGCCUAAAAUACUGUACCAAUUCAGAAUUAAAAUAGAUACUGUUGCAGGUUUGUUUCUCAGGGCACGAUAACUAUAUGCUGGUUGAAGCAGGUGCUACAGCAAUACCCUUGCCACUACAUUACAUGUUUUGAA